Messenger RNA from Gracilinanus agilis (Agile Gracile Mouse Opossum), 1655 nucleotides. It is a transcript of the gene OXA1L, whose product is annotated as OXA1L mitochondrial inner membrane protein. Gene Ontology annotation, molecular function: membrane insertase activity. Bases 1 to 1383 code for a protein of 460 amino acids. Gene Ontology annotation, biological process: mitochondrial respiratory chain complex IV assembly; protein insertion into mitochondrial inner membrane from matrix. The record is from RefSeq and is a predicted model, not a curated record. NCBI's taxonomy places the organism in Eukaryota, Metazoa, Chordata, Mammalia, Didelphimorphia, Didelphidae. The transcript has 10 exons. Gene Ontology annotation, cellular component: mitochondrial inner membrane.
AUGGCGUCGGGACGGAUGUGUGGGUACCUGGAGGUUCUUCGCGUAUUACGGUCUCGGCGCCAGGUACAGCCCCCUUUACGCCAGAACCUGGGCGCGGGCAUACAGCCUCAGCUCACCUGCCUAGAAUUCCACAGUGUCUCCCAGAACUCAUACUGGCUUCGUGGACCACAGUGGAAACGACCACUUGGCAUCAGCCUAUUCCCAGCUAGACAAAGGGGGAAAGUGUCUCCCUGUGUCUACCACUUGGGCCCAACCCCACGGUGCCUCAGCACCUCCACUGCCCUGUUUGCAGAAAGCCAGGUGCAGACCUCUCCCGUUCUCCCUUCAACCCCUUCCCCAACAUCAGUGACAGAGGUAGUUCCAGGUGGAGCUGCUGAUGCAGUCCAGGCUGCCGCAGAGCAAAGCCUAAGUGACCUGGGGCUAGGAGGCUUCACCCCAGUGGGACUCGUGCAGAACCUUUUGGAGUUUGUACAUGUUGAUCUGGGCCUGCCAUGGUGGGGAGCCAUUGUUACAUGCACUGUUUUUGCAAGAAUCAUGAUUUUCCCCCUGAUUGUGAAAGGCCAGCGAGAGGCAGUGAAGAUCAAUAACCACAUGCCUGAGAUUCACAAAUUUUCCAACCGAAUGAAUGAGGCCAAAUUAUCAGGGGACAAAUUUGAAUUUUCCAGGGCCUUUUCAGAACUACAGCUUUACCAGAAGAAACAUGAUGUGAGUCCUAUGAGAGGAUUCAUUGUACCCCUAGCUCAGGCUCCUAUCUUCAUCUCCUUCUUCAUUGCACUGAGAGAAAUGGCCUAUCUCCCUGUGCCCAGCAUGCAGAAUGGUGGUCUCUGGUGGUUCCAGGAUCUCACAGCAGCUGACCCCCUCUAUGCAUUGCCCUUGUUAGUCACAGCAUCAAUGUGGGCAAUCCUGGAGCUGGGUGCUGAAACUGGUGUCAACAAUGCCAAUCUUCGUAUGAUGAAAACUGUCUUCCGAGUGCUGCCCCUGAUAGUCUUGCCCUUCACCAUCAAUUUCCCCACGGCAGUGUUCACAUACUGGUUCUCUUCCAACCUCUUCUCGCUGGCUCAAGUGAGCUUCCUUCAGAUCCCAGCUGUACGUAUUUGGCUUCGAAUUCCAAAGCGAAUCACACAUGAGCCAAACCAGUUGCCUACACAGGAGGGCCUCAUUAAGAGCAUCAAAACAGGCUGGAAAAAUGCCCAGACAGCUCACCAGCUAAAGGAGCGGGAGCGUCGCAUGAGGGAUCACCUGCAGCUUGCAGCUCGAGGUCCCUUACGACAGACCUUUACCCACAACCCCUUGCUACAGCCUGAAGGUAAACAGCCUCCUACUACCACCAGUACCAGCAAUAAACCAAAGUCACAGAAGCCCUGGAGGGAUACUCUUGGAUGACCAGUGUAUUCACCAUCAACAUAAUGGGGAACUUUGAUUACCAAGAGCCUCAGAGUUCCUGAGAGCAAGGUCUGGGUAGUGACUCCCUACCAUGUUCCUAGGAGCAAUGAGAUUGUGAUGACAUUCAAUCUCAAAAAUGUUCAAUGCCACAGACUCUUGAUAAACUAACCCACAAGGUGGGUUUGGGAAGGUUUUCAGUGGUAUAUGCAUAGCAAGCAUCUGAGCCACUUUGUCUUCUCUGGAAAGGUAAUAAACUUCUUAUUCAUAUGCUA